CCGUCUGAGCGACUUUCGCUGACACUUAAGCCGGAGUUGCGGCCUCCCGCCGUCGCCCUCGAGGGGCUCGGUCGGUCUGUUUUCUGCCGGGCGGGGAAGAAGCGGCGAGUUAACUGCGGGAUCUUCGAAGUUCCCAAGACAGGGGCGCCCUCAGCCCGGCUUCUCCCGGGGCGCUUCCCGAGCAUGGGCGGGCAGUGCUGCUGCUGCUGCUUAUCCGAAGAGGAGAAAGUGAACAGGCUCCUGAGGCUGGAGAUCGAGCGGCGGCUGCGCCGAGACAAGCAGCAUUCCAGCAAGGAGCUGAAGCUGCUGCUGUUGGGUACAGGAGAGAGUGGGAAAAGUACAUUUAUCAAGCAGAUGAAAAUAAUUCAUGGAUCAGGCUUUUCAGAAGAAGAGCGAAAAAACUACACAAAACUGGUUUAUCAAAACAUAUAUUCUGCUAUGCAAGCUAUGGUGAGCGCUAUGGAUGCUUUACAAAUACCAUACUCAUCUGAACAAAGCAAGGAGGAUAGCCAGAUGAUUGAAGAGGUACAAACAGACAAAAUAGAAACCCUGGAAAGAAAAUAUGCAGAAGCACUUAAGAGGCUAUGGAAGGAUCCAGGUAUCCAGGAGUGCUACCACCGACGGAGAGAAUACCAAUUGUCAGACUCAGCUAAAUAUUUCCUUUCAGAUUUGGAACGCAUUGCUAUGCCAUCAUUUGUGCCAAACGAGCAAGAUGUCCUCAGAGUGAGAAUACCAACCACUGGAAUCAUUGAAUACCCUUUUGUGCUACAAAAAGUUAUUUUUCGAAUGGUAGAUGUUGGUGGACAAAGAUCCGAAAGAAGGAAAUGGAUUCACUGCUUUGAAAAUGUGACCUCAAUUAUAUUUUUAGUUGCACUGAGUGAAUAUGACCAAGUCCUGGCAGAAUCCCAUAAUGAGAAUCGUUUGGAAGAAAGCAAGGCCUUAUUUAAAACAGUAAUUACCUACCCUUGGUUUCAGAAAUCUUCAAUCAUCUUGUUCUUAAACAAAAAAGAUAUUUUAGAAGAGAAAAUUAUGUAUUCUCAUUUAAUUAACUAUUUUCCUCAGUUCACAGGACCAAAACAAGAUGUCAAAGCUGCUGGAGAGUUCAUUCUGCAGUUAUACAAGGAUCAGAAUUCAGACAAAGACAUCUAUGCCCACUUUACAUGUGCCACCGACACCGAGAACAUUCGAUUUGUGUUUGCAGCUGUUAAAGACACCAUCCUUAAUCUGAAUCUAAAGGAAUUCAACCUGGCAUGAAUAAAAAGGGAAUCCGCUACAUACCUUUGACUAUCCUACAAUUUUAUUUAUUACUUAUAAAAGAUGUUCUGUGUAAUAGAUUUUUAACAAUUGUUUGUGUCUUUGCUGAACCUGGAAAUAAGGUUAGAACUUUUUAAGGAAUAGGUUUUGAAUAUUCUGCUUUUAAUUUUUUGGAGGGGAUUUGUGAGCCUUUUGGUCAUAAUCACAAGAAAUCCUUUUACCUUUCAUAAUUUAUAAUAGAUGUGCGUUUGAACCUCGUUAAGGCCACAAGAAUGAUAGUUUGAGACUAAUUGUAUUGCUGUUAUUCAACAGAAAGAGGGGUGCUUAGAUUUGAGUACUUAUUAAAUCUAUUUUUAAUGGUGCCUUUCUUCUUGUAGUGAACAAUCAGCCUUAACAGGUGGCAGAAGUUGGUUGCUCUUUUUUUAGGCUCAAAAAAAUUAAAAAACCCUCCCUCCCUGAGUAGCCUCAAACCUAAUUAUUACUUGGGUUUGAAUUAUGUAAUCCUCUCAGGCUAGAUAAAAAAAGUGAAAACUGGUCUGAUGAAGGGAAUAGUAAAGUCUUCACAUGCUGUUCCCGUGAAAUUUGCAUGAAGUUACCACGAGCUGAGUUUCAUUGAAGAGUAUUUAUUUUACUUGCAAUUAAACAAUGGAUACUAAGAGUUUGUUUGUAUAUUUUUUUCCACUUACUGACAGGAAACUACAACUGACAGGUGCUUUUAUGGAAAACCUUGAUGUUUUAAUAUUAUUUGAAUUAAUAUUAAUAGGUUAACGAACCAAAGGCAGUUGUUUGAGGGACCCUCUCUUCCCAAUUACACGCAUCUAUCAGGAAGGGUAUAUUAUGGGUCCCAUCUGCUAAGAAGUUCCACUUGAGGGGAACCAAAAUAUAAGCUUUUUCUGCUGUGGUUCCGGCCCUCUGGAACCCAAGUGAGCUUGGUCCUGUUCCUAUUCCAGCUUUCUGAAAACCCUGUAAUAAAACAUGGUUUUCCCAACAACCACAGGGAACCUGCAAGAUGGUCACACUAUCGGAUAUUGAUAUUCUCCCCCAAUCCUGGUUUCUAUUUGUGUUUAAUUUUUUAAAUGAUUGUUAUAUUUGUUUUUUUAAUCAUUUGUUUACUGUAUGCUGCCCAGUGAAAUGGGUAAUUAUAUAAAUUUUCUAAAUAAAUAGUGGCUUUCUAUUAUCAA
Messenger RNA from Protobothrops mucrosquamatus (brown spotted pit viper), 2435 nucleotides. Its product is annotated as guanine nucleotide-binding protein subunit alpha-14. Bases 184 to 1254 code for a protein of 356 amino acids. The transcript has 7 exons. Gene Ontology annotation, cellular component: heterotrimeric G-protein complex. The record is from RefSeq and is a predicted model, not a curated record. NCBI's taxonomy places the organism in Eukaryota, Metazoa, Chordata, Lepidosauria, Squamata, Viperidae. Gene Ontology annotation, biological process: phospholipase C-activating dopamine receptor signaling pathway; action potential; adenylate cyclase-modulating G protein-coupled receptor signaling pathway. Gene Ontology annotation, molecular function: G protein-coupled receptor binding; guanyl nucleotide binding; GTPase activity.